Molecule: messenger RNA, 1090 nt
Organism: Xyrauchen texanus (razorback sucker)
Lineage: Eukaryota; Metazoa; Chordata; Actinopteri; Cypriniformes; Catostomidae
Product: macrophage-capping protein-like
Exons: 8
Coding region: 1-1038 (345 amino acids)
Biological process (GO): actin filament severing; barbed-end actin filament capping; actin polymerization or depolymerization
Cellular component (GO): actin cytoskeleton; cytoplasm
Molecular function (GO): actin filament binding; phosphatidylinositol-4,5-bisphosphate binding
Source: RefSeq, a predicted model, not a curated record
AUGCUUAAUCUGCGGGCAGCGACAAGACAGUUUACCCCAGAGGUGCGAGAGCCUGGGAUGUGGAUCUGGAGGGUGGAGAAGAUGAAGGCUGUGCUUCUUGAUUCAUUGCAGCAGGGUAUCUUCUACAACGGAGAUGCAUACAUUGUCCUCAGCAACUGGGGCAAGAAUGGAAGUGACCUGCACAUGUGGAUGGGUGAAAAGUCAUCACGGGAUGAGCAGGGUGCUUGUGCCAUGCUUGCCACUCAAUUAGACAGCUACUUGGGUGGAGAGCCAGUACAACACCGACAGGUGCAAGGCUACGAGUCACCUGAAUUCAUGAGACUCUUUCCGAAAGGAGUCAGCUACAAGGAGGGAGGGGUGGAGUCCGGAUUCAAGAGUGCCAGGUCCAGGAUUGGCCCAGUUACUCAUCUGUAUCAGGUCAAAGGAAAGAAAAACAUUCGAGCCAGAGAGGUGGAGCUUAGCUGGGGGAGCUUCAACAAAGGAGACUGUUUUGUACUUGAUAUAGGAGAGACCAUAGUCGCAUGGAGCGGUUCCAAAGCCAACAUGUUUGAGCGACAGAAGGUCCGUGAGAUUGCAAUGCUGAUCAGAGACACAGAAAGGAAUGGAAAAUCUCACAUCAUUGAUGUGACGGAAGGAGAGGAACCACUAGAGAUGGUUCAGGUGCUUGGUCCAAUCCCAGCUCUGAAGGACAGCACAACAGAAGAAGACACUGAAGCAGACAUUUCUAAUUCUGCUUCACUUUUCAAGGUGUCUAAUGCAACAGGCCAAAUGACCUUGACAACACUGUGUGAUAGAGGACCUUUCGGUCAAGAGCUGUUGGGGAAGGAUGACUGCUUCAUACUAGACAAUGGGUCUAAUGGGAAGAUCUAUGUUUGGAAAGGGAAUGGCGCCAAUGCAGAGGAGAAGAGAGUUGCCCUGAAGGUGGCAGAUGAGUUUAUCACAAAAAUGAACUAUCCCAGGAUGAGAACACAGGUGGAAAUUCUUCCUCAAGGCCGUGAAUCUGUCCUCUUCAAACAGUUUUUCAAGAGCUGGAGUUAAAUACACAUACCAAGAUAUGGGGUGCAUAGAAACUGUGACUAAUUUUGUAUAA